Rhizopus microsporus ATCC 52813 is the source of this 1579-nucleotide messenger RNA. RefSeq lists its product as uncharacterized. Bases 397 to 1536 code for a protein of 379 amino acids. The transcript is spliced from 3 exons. NCBI's taxonomy places the organism in Eukaryota, Fungi, Mucoromycota, Mucoromycetes, Mucorales, Rhizopodaceae. The record is from RefSeq and is a predicted model, not a curated record.
UUCUUUCUUUUUUUUUUGUUAAAUUAUAAAUACAUUAUGCAACAUUGUUGUCGUUGGAAAGGCUGUACAAAACUAUUUGGUGACCCUGAACAGCUCUAUAGUCACUUGACAAAUGACCACGUUGGUAGAAAAUCAACUGGUAACUUAUGCUUAACUUGUCAUUGGGAAGAUUGUGAUGUGUCUGUUAUCAAAAGAGACCAUAUCACCAGUCACCUUAGAGUCCAUGUUCCUUCAAAGCCUCACCAUUGCGCUGUAAGUGAAUAUUGAUCAUAUUAUAAUUCUUUUAUUCAUUGUGUGCAGUAUUGCGAUAAAUCGUUUAAACGUCCUCAAGACUUGAAGAAGCAUGAAAAGAUUCAUGAUGAAAAUAACGACACAUUAAAGCCUCAAACAGGUGGAAUGAACCCAUCCUUAUCACCUCAAUCCUCUUCCAUGUCUCAUGCUAGAUUACCUAUUUCCCCUCCUCAUAGUACAACUUAUUCCGAUGACUCUUGGAUGCAGCCCGUAAUAUCACCACGAUCAGACUUAUAUGAUAUGAAGCAAGAACCAUGUACACCACCUCAAUAUAACUCAAAUGAAUUCAUUCAACAGCUGAUGUUUAACGAAGGAGAACUAAAAACUGACUAUGACACAGAAAUGAUGAAUAAUCUAGAUAUGCUUCAAGCAUUAGUUGAUAAUGGUUCAAUAUGUCCAAGCUCACUUAAUAUCAACAGUCAGGAACAAUUGAAUAACUUCAAUCUUUGGUUAUCUCAAUUAACAGAACAAAUUCAAAGCCCUUACUCUGAACAACAAAAACAGCAGCAAGAGCAACUACAACAACAACAGAAUCAAUAUGCUGACGUACUAUUACAAUUUAAUGAACCCCAAGAUGUUAUAUAUCCAGAACAGGACUUGUACGUUCGUUCUUAUCCAAGUAUGCAAUCUGCUGACAUGGCAACUCAACAAGUAUUUAAUCAACAAGAGCAAUUGCAAUAUGACAGCCAAUUAUAUAAUGAUUAUCCUGUCAUGGACAAUAACUAUAGCCAAUACAGCUACACUCCUGACCUGAAGAUGAACGGACAAAGACAUCACUACACAGCCGUACCUGGUAUGGCCUCUAACCUAUUUACUCCUGAUAUCCGUACAACAUACAAUUUGAGAAGUACAAAAGAAGACGUCAAAUAUAAAACGCCAACCACUCAUGCCAAGGAAGAAAAGGUCGCCGAGGCAUUUAAACCUACAAUUGUGACACAUGAAACUAAAAAGAAUGUUACGACAAUGAUGAAUGUAUUUUCAAGUACGUUGUCUGUAAAUGACAAGAAAGUGAUGCAAACCAAAGAAGAAACUGCCGAGCCAUCUGCCAAGAAAACGUCAUCUGUUAGUAAAGAUGUCUUGGAUCUUUUGGUGAGCGAUAUGUCCGAUUUAUCGAUUGAGAAAAAGAAGGAAUCGUCGAUACUUUACCCAUCAUUGGAUAAGAUUGAAAAGCAUCAAAAGUUACUAAGACAGUUGAGUGAAUGGGCAAACACAGGUUUCAAACAAAAAGAUCAACUCCGUGUUUAAACUAUAAAUAAACAAUAAAAGCCUCGUUUUUGAUCAAGAAAAA